CUAAUGGUAUUGCUGCAUUAGAUUUUUGUGGUUCAUGGAAUCCGUUAGUUUUUUUUUUCAGAGGCAAACUAAAUCAGGUAGUGAUGACCUUUUGGUAUCUUAUAUUCUGUUUGACCGAUCCUAGACCUAAGAGGCAAACACGGGAAAAAGAAAAUCAGUGGCCGAGAACGUAAACACAUGCCUUUGUGAUGGAGAGCCAUUCUUUUCCAAGCCUUCUUUUUUUGUGAUGGAGUGAUGAUCCAAGAUGCUCACAUGCUAUUCAGUAGUCCUGUAAUCAAAGAAUUGGCUUAAUUAUCACCGACGCGAGACUUAUUAAACCGAAAACGAUAUACCAACGGGUUUGGUUGUUUGCUUGAUCGACCCAGCGUUUAUCAUAACGCCAAGUUGCUUGUGCAAAGUUAGCCAGCUGCCUCGUGAUCGAGAGAGGGAAAAAGCCUAUCUUUUUGCCCACAUGGAACCAACUUUCUCGUGAUUCUCACCGUGAGGAUCCGAGAGGAGCCAUCUCCUGUCCUGAUGCAGCCAGCCGGCGCUGAAACAGUACGUAUGAAGCACGCCGUUCGUCAUUGACUUGUACUCGUCAUUACACCAAGUAGAAUUCCGAUUAGGGAUGGACGUGAAGCAUCAAUAUAUAUCUAUGGAUUCACUAAUCAAAAUAAUUAGAUAGUUAAUUAAAUUGGAAUAAGGUGGAUCUAUAAAUCCCUAAUUCCGAUCAGAGAUGAGAUGAUAUGAGUCUGAAGGGAGCUUGUUUUGCUCUCCCAGCCUUCUUCUCCACAAUCCGACGCCAACCCAGCCCACUAACUCAUUGCCAUGGCGGCCCUACACCGAACUGACAGAGUGGACGCGGCGGCGGUGGUCCGGCUCCGUUCGCACCAACCGCCGGGCAAAAUGAAGACCGUGUGGAGGCAUAUCGGUGUCCUUGUCAUCUUCCUCAUGCUGUGCUCGCCGGCGGCCGAGGCGGGCGGCGGGAACUCGACGACGUGCCCGCUCGACCUGGGCUACGUGGCGACGUUCCCGUGGGACACCGCGCCGUGCGCGCCGCCGGUGACCAACCGGACCGCCUGCUGCACGACGCUCCUCUCCGUGCUGGCCGUCGGCCUCGCGGCGCGCCUCCGCGCCACGGGCCGCUUCCGCCUCCCGUCCGCCCCGGCCUCGGCCGCCUGCCUCCGCGCCUUCUCCGGCACGCUCGUCGCCCCGCCACUCUCGCUGCCGGCCUCCCUCGUGCCGGACUGCUUCCCGGUCCCGUCCCAGUUCGCCAUCUCCCCGGACUACUGCGCCGGGGUCACCACGGCCGCGCAGUACGUUGCUGUAGUGGGUAACGCCUCCGUCGCUGGGCUAAACGCCUCCUGCGGCUCCGACCUCACCUCGAUGUCUCUCUGCUCCCCAUGCCUCACCGCUGGCAUCGACGCCUCUUCUCGGCUCACCGUCGCCGCCGGCAACGGUUCCAAAUCCCUCAAUUGCUUCUACCUCACCGUGCUCUUCGCUGCCGGCGUCUCCAACUUCGCCGGCCCCGCUUACCCGGCCACCGCCAGUUGCAUCUUCGGCCUUGCUCUCUCCACUCCUUCGCCCACUUCAUCGCCUACCUCCAGCUCCACCAACCACAGCAACAUCGCAGUAGCCAUCACCAUCCCGAUUGCCUCCGUGCUUCUCGUCUCUCUAAUCGCUCUGCUUCUCUGGAGGAAGAGAACUGAAGAAACCAAGAACAGGAGCAUCCAUAUCUCAGAGGAGCGGCGGUCUCGCCCGCGGCCAAACACCGGCUCCGUGCUGUUCGACAUAGGCGAGCUGGCGAAGGCGACCGGAGGUUUCGCCGAGCGUAACCUCAUCGGCCGCGGAGGAUUUGGUGUCGUGUACCGCGGCGUGAUCGCGGAUGGGACCGUGGUCGCCGUGAAGAAGAUGCUCGAUCCGGACGUGGAGGACGGGGACGAGGAGUUCACCAACGAGGUGGAGAUCAUCAGCCAACUCCGGCACCGGAACCUGGUGCCGCUGCGCGGAUGCUGCAUUGCUGACGACGACGCCGACGAAGGCAAGCAGAUGUUCCUCGUGUACGAUUACAUGCCGAAGGGCUCGCUGGAUCAGUACAUCUUCGAGGACGUCGAAGGCAGGCGGCGACCGGCGUUGUCGUGGGAUCAGCGCCGGAGCGUGAUAUUGGACGUGGCCAGGGGGCUAGAGUACUUGCACUACGGCGUCAAGCCGGGGAUCUACCACCGUGACAUCAAGGCGACGAACAUCCUCCUGGACGCGGACAUGCGGGCGCGCGUGGCGGACUUCGGCCUGGCCAGGCGGAGCCGCGAGGGCCAGUCGCACCUCACGACGCGCGUGGCCGGCACGCACGGCUACCUCUCGCCGGAGUAUGCGCUCUACGGUCAGCUCACCGAGAAGAGCGACGUGUACAGCUUCGGCGUGCUGGUGCUCGAGGUGAUGAGCGGCCGCCGCGCGCUCGACCUGACGGACCCGUCUGGGGUCGUGCUGAUCACCGACUGGGCGUGGACGCUCGUCAAGGCCGGCCGGGCGAGGGAGGUGCUCGCCAAGGCGCUGCGGGAGGAGCACAGCACCAGCGUCGUGGCCUUGGAGAGGUUCGUGCUUGUCGGGAUCCUGUGCGAGCACGUCACGGUGGCGUGCCGCCCGACCAUGCCGGAGGCGCUGAGGAUGCUGGAGGGGGACAUGGACGUGCCCGACCUGCCGGACCGGCCGCAGCCGCUCGGCCAGAGGAUUGCGUUCGACGGAGGCGAAAGCAAUUUCAGCGCCUCAACCGUGCUGAGUGGUCCAUUCGUGGACUUCGGCGAUAUGCUCAGGUGAUGCACGACGGCUGAUGGUCUGGUGGAUCAUGGAUGCGUGCAAGUUGCAAGCUGAUUGACGUUUCAGGUCGGGAUCGCACAUAUAAAGAUGUAUUCACAUGCUACACUUGGGCAAGUGCUGGUUAACUGAAGUUCAGAGUGAUGUAUAACCAUCUCACGAUGUAAACUAGCAAAGUGGACCGUACAAAUAUCUUUUUUACCCAACAAAGGUUUUUUUUUCU
Phragmites australis (common reed) is the source of this 3013-nucleotide messenger RNA. Its product is annotated as probable receptor-like protein kinase At1g11050. Gene Ontology annotation, biological process: protein phosphorylation. The record is from RefSeq and is a predicted model, not a curated record. The coding region runs from base 808 to 2793 and encodes 661 amino acids. NCBI's taxonomy places the organism in Eukaryota, Viridiplantae, Streptophyta, Magnoliopsida, Poales, Poaceae. Gene Ontology annotation, molecular function: ATP binding; protein kinase activity. The transcript is spliced from 2 exons.